UGGAACAAUCAUCCGGGCAUGGCACUUGUGCACCGGAAAUCUGCAGACGCACGAGUAGGAGGAGCACGGGAGCUCCGGGCUUGGACGCCGGCCGCGUUGGUCUCGAAUGCCCGCCCGUCCGCCCGCCCGCCCGCUCGCCCGCCAAACUGACCCAGAGCCAUUGGACGGCCAGCGAUCUGGUUGGUAACUCCCAAGGUUUGGGGGUCGAGCCACUCAUCUUUUCGGUGUAGUAGUUGCGACAUCUCAUGGCUGCGGAGGUGCUCGAACCGACACGAGGCCGACUUCCUGUGAUCACGCCAGUCGGGCCGCCCGUGGGGAGCCAUUCCAUGCGCGCCGGCCCAUUGUGCCUUGUUGCUGUGCCUGACGGGGGUGGGCAUUGUGCGAGAAAUAGGCACUUGCGCAUUGAAAGCAUGCAAACCGAGUCAGUAGUGAACGCCUACUCUCCUGGCAUCUGGCGAUGGGGGAAUAAUCUUGGGUGCUGGCGACGAUAGCCUACCUAAUUGGGCCUUGCAGCGGCUUCAGGUGUUGAGGCGCCCAUGGUCGAAAAAAAAAAGCCAAGGCAGCCGGUUGGCGGAUUUUUUUUUGUCGCCGAACGGGAAAACGGGAACCUACACCAACGUCCAGCCAAACUGAGAGAACCCAGAUGAGGCAUGUAGCCGCCGGGCAGCGCCUCAUCUGUUGUACAGCCCAUCAAACCCCCAAGAGAAAACCGGCGGACGCGCCCGGUUACCCCGAGCCAUGGGCGGCCGAUCGACGGCGUCCAAACGGAAGCCGGUUGCCCCGGCCGGCGACACUGGACGACAGGUAGCCGCCGCUGACAACCCCGAGGCCGACAACAAGCUACGGAAGCACCAGCAGCGGCUGCUCAAUGUCUUCUCCGACGCAUUCGCCGCCGUGCUGGCCCGCGACAGCCUCCCGACCAUCCUGCAGGAGAUCAAGCGGGCGCUGUACAACCGCGACUUUGCCGUUGCCUUUGGCCGCCAGGACUACCUCGAGGCCUAUGCCGCGCGAUGGAGCCCGACGCGUGCGCUGUGCUACGCCGCCGUCUUCCGGGCCAUUGGGGACCAUCUCGAUGCCCUCGCUGUGGAAGCGGAGGUGGCGGCGUCUGAUGAUGAUGUCGAGGCUACGUCGUCCCUACCGCCGCGAGGUGCUGCUGCUGCCGCAGACGGGGAGGGCGAGGAGGGGCCGAGAUCUUCGGACAGCGGUGACGGCGAGGCGUCCCCUUCCGCGGGACGACGACGACGACGACGCCGCCUGAGGAUGUUGUGCUUUGGAGGCUGUGCCGCCGAGCACGUCGCCUUUGCCUCACACCUUUGCGAGACGGGCUCGCGCGGCGACCUCACCCUCGUCGACUCGGCGCCGUGGUCCGAGACGGCGUCCCUGCUGCAGCGGCAGCUCACCUCGCCCCCUCCGCUGUCCAAGUACGCCUCGGCGGCCGCCCGCGCCGCCAACGCGGCCGCCAACAUCGUCGACGCCGCGCAGCUGCGCUUCGCCUUCUGCCAGGCCGACGCCCUGUCUCUGGGGAGGGACCGGCUCGCUGACCUGGUCGGCGCGCAGCGGCGCGGGAACCCUACCCCCCUCGUCGUCACCCUCAUGUUCACCCUCAACGAGCUGUACACGGACGGCGGCAUCGGCAAGACGACGAGGUUCCUGCGGCUGCUGGGCGAGGUGCUCCCCGGCGGGAGCCUGCUGCUCGUCGUGGACAGCCCGGGCAGCUACUCUGAGGCGGCGGUGGGCAAGGAGAAGAAAAAGUAUCCCAUGCAGUGGCUGUUGAACCACACCCUGCUUGGCACCGAGACUGCGGGCUACACGUGGGAAAGUAUCGAGUCGGAGGAUUCCGUCUGGUUCAGGCUACCGGACGGCCUGGAUUAUCCCAUCCAGCUGGAGAAUAUGAGAUAUCAGAUGCACCUCUACAGGAUACACAGGCCAGAGUCAUAGCGUCAUUCAAUAUGACAAAUGAAAGAUAUGUUGAUGCGUUUGUCAAUCAAAAAGUCCUGCUCAG
Messenger RNA from Purpureocillium takamizusanense, 2002 nucleotides. Its product is annotated as 25S rRNA (uracil(2843)-N(3))-methyltransferase. NCBI's taxonomy places the organism in Eukaryota, Fungi, Ascomycota, Sordariomycetes, Hypocreales, Ophiocordycipitaceae. The coding region runs from base 739 to 1938 and encodes 399 amino acids. The record is from RefSeq and is a predicted model, not a curated record. The transcript has a single exon.